AUGUCCUCCGCAACUCUCCUCAGCCUUUCAUGGCCGUCAAACCUCUCCUUCUCCCCGACCAUUUUCAAAUCCCCAAUUCUCCCAAACCAACAUCACCACCUCACCUGCAAUUCCACUAAACCACCAUCACCACCACCACCUACCCCCACCUUCAUCUCCAAUGGCACCCUCCACCACCACCACCAUUUCCAAUCACUGCUACUCAUGGAAUUAGAGCCUCUCAAAUUAGGGAUCGCCAUUCUCGGCCCAUUCCUCUCUGCAUUCGGAUUCCUAUUCAUGCUCCGAAUCGUCAUGUCAUGGUACCCCAAGCUCCCCCUCCACAAGUUCCCCUACCUCAUCGCCUACGCCCCCACAGAGCCCUUCCUCAUCCCCACCAGGAAGCUCAUCCCUCCCCUCGCCGGCGUCGACGUCACCCCCGUCGUCUGGUUCGCCCUCCUCAGCUUCCUCAACGAGAUCCUCCUCGGCCCCCAGGGCCUCCUCAUCCUCCUCCUCUCCCAACAACAGGUUUCAUCUUGAUCAUCAUCAUCAUUCAUUUCAUUUGAUUCAUCUGUCUGAAAUAGGAACACACCAAAUAAAUGUAAUGUAGCAGCAAUGUAGUAAUGAUCGAACGAAAUUCCCUUUUUGUCGCAAUAGAAUUCGCUGCAUACGACAAAAACUGCUGUAAAUAUUCGAUGAAAAGAAAACAAAAACAAAAACAAAUGAAAGCAUUCGAAUUA
This is a messenger RNA of Andrographis paniculata, 716 nucleotides long. Its product is annotated as protein COFACTOR ASSEMBLY OF COMPLEX C SUBUNIT B CCB3, chloroplastic. NCBI's taxonomy places the organism in Eukaryota, Viridiplantae, Streptophyta, Magnoliopsida, Lamiales, Acanthaceae. Bases 1 to 516 code for a protein of 171 amino acids. Gene Ontology annotation, cellular component: chloroplast thylakoid membrane. The record is from RefSeq and is a predicted model, not a curated record. The transcript has a single exon.